AUGAACGACCGCUCGCCUGCUAGCCCUGCGGCUGAAACUCGCGUGCUUGAACGCGCGGUUUGCAGCGGGUGCGGGUGCUUCUGCGACGACAUUCACUUGAAGUAUGAGGGUGAAACCCUCACAGCGAUCGAUCGGGCCUGUUCACUGGGUGAAACCUGGCUGCAACAAGUCAGACCGCUUGAAGCCACUGCCAGGGUGGCCGGGAAAGUUGUAGAGCUGGAUGCCGCGAUUGAGAAGGCGGUCAAGUUCAUCACCGCUUCCAAUGCACCUGUGUUGCAGGGGCUGGCCGGCCUGAGUUUGGAAGCCGCGCGUGAGGCGGUGUUGUUAUCGCGGGAGGUUGGGGCGGUAUUGUUACCUCGACCCUGCCCUACGACUUCCUACCUUCGUGCGGGGCUCGAUGCUCCCGAGUUCACCGCCACACUCGGCAAGGUGCGAACCACGGCCGACGUGGUGAUCUUCUGGCGAGCCGAUCCACUGCGAACCCACCCGCGACACCUGGAGCGCUAUUCGUACUCCCCUCCCCUGCUUAAUGAGAACGAGCGCACGCUGGUGGUGGUCGAUGAACUCACCGCGGACUCUGAACAUGAGACUGCCGGGCAGGCGACGCAUUGUGUUGGGCUUGAGUCCAGUGGGUCUGACCUCGAGUUGGUUGCUGUCCUCGAAAUGUUGUUGCGAUCCAAGCGGUUGAAUCAUCUGAAAGAUAGUACCUUCGAAACAACGGUUGAUUCGGCGAAGCAGCUGGCCGAAUUGAUUGGUCGGGCCACGCACACGCAUGUGUUCCUGGGUAUCAACGCCGCCGAGUCGCAGGCACUGUGCGACGCGCUACAUGGAAUGGCGGCCCGAGUGCGGGCGGAACACCAUGUUUCCAUUUCGAGCCUUCCCGCGGUGGGCAACACCUGGGGGGCACAAGAAGUAUCGACUUGGUUGCUUGGCGCACCGGCACCUUUGUGGCCCGGCUGUUGUGACGGUGAAGGUGCCGAAGGUCCGCGGAUGCUCUCCGCCGGUGCCGACUUGGCGGCCGAUGUGUUUGAUCUUUGCCUGAGUAUUGGGGCGGAAGGGGACGGCGAGACGAGUGAACCUGCGAGCGGUGGGCAGAAAGUCCCACGGAUUACGCUCGGCCGGGAGCACGACAGCACGGCCGACGUCUCGUUUACGGUUCCGGGGCUCGACCCUCGAUUGAAUGCCAGUGUGAUGCGCAGCGACGGGAUUGUGCUGACGUUGUGUGGGGAUUCAGCACAAGGUGUGGAAGAUCCGGCGGUGGCGAUCUUGCGUUCGCUACGAGAACGAGUUUACGACCCGGCCAACGGUGUUGAUGGGGUCGUGAAGACCGUAUGCAUCAAAGACGGACGGGUCAUCGAAGAACCUGCGGAAGGAUUUAAGGCGGACCGCAAGAUCGACGCCACAGGUCGGGUGGUGAUGCCGGGUGGGGUCGAUAUGCACUGUCAUAUCGCCGGCCCUUCGGUGAAUCGCGCCCGCCGGCUGAUUGCCAGUGACAGUUCGCUACGCAGUCAAUCCAAUGCCGAGUGGCCCAUUGUGCCAACCACGGAAUCGACAGGGCAGCGUUACGGUUUGCUCGGCUACACCACGGCGAUCGAAGCGGCCAUCGCUCCCAGCGGGGCACGGCAGUGUCACCUGGAGUUUGCCGACACGCCGAUUCUCGAUCGCGGUUUUUUGCUGCUGCUGGCGAAUCAUGAGUUGCUGUUCGACUUGUUAGAAGGGGAUGAAGACGAACUCGCUCGCGGGGUUGUGGCUUGGCUGCUGCAUCAGACCGGUUCGUUCGGGAUCAAAGGCGUGAACCCCGGCGGGGUCUCACACUGGCUGUCGACGGCCGAGGCGCUGACCAGCUUUUCCGCCCCCCUGCCCGGCCGGAAGAUUUCGCCACGGCGGGUGGUGGAGUUUCUGGCGCACACCGCCGAUACGCUGCAGUUACCUCACCCGUUGCACUUGCAUGUGAACCAGCUUGGCGUGCCGGGCAACAUCGAUGUGACGCUGGAAACCUCCCGGGCGCUCAGCGGGCACCGGCAUCAUUUGGCUCAUGUGCAGUUUCAUAGCUACGGGGAAGACGAUUCAGGUGACUUCACCAGCGGGGCCGAGCGGUUCAUCGAGCACUUGCACGCCAACCCCGAAGUGACGGCCGACGUGGGACAGGUGAUGUUUGGCGAUGCACUCACGCUGACGGCCGACGCCGAGGUGGAGUACUUCCUGUGGAAGUUGACCGGCAAGCCGUAUGUGAAUGUGGAGGUCGAUCUGGAGACCGGCUGCGGCAUCAUCCCGGUGGAGUACCGCAACGAUUCGCGGAUGCACACCAUGCAAUGGGCCAUCGGGCUGGAACUGUUCUUGCUGUGCAACGACCCUUGGCGAUUGCCGCUGUCGACCGAUCAUCCCAACGGUGGAUCGUUUCUGGCUUAUCCCACGCUCAUCGCUCAGUUGAUGGACCGCGGCCUGCGCGAGGCGGCCAUCGAGCGGGCGAACCCCAAGGCAAUGAACCGCUGCCGGCUGAAAGAGAUGGAUCGCGAGUUUACGCUCAACGAAAUCGCGAUCAUCACGCGGGCGGCACCGGCGCGGAUUCUAGGGCUUACGAACAAGGGACACCUGGGCCCGGGGGCGGAUGCCGACGUGACGAUCUACAACGAUACGGCCGACCGUGAGGCGAUGUUCCGCUGGCCGCAGAUGGUGAUCAAAGGUGGAGAGAUCCUCGUCGAAGACGGUGAGCUUUGCCGCAGCCAGGCCGGGCGAACGUUAGUGGUCGAGCCAUCGCACGAUGACGAUGCUGAACGCUAUGUUCGCCAAUGGAACGAACGCCACGGCACGUUCGAUCCUCGCCAGAUGGCUGUGGGGCAAGGACUGAGGUCUUCGCUGGAAAAGAUUACUCAGGGAAAAGAAUAG
This is a messenger RNA of Cladocopium goreaui, 2886 nucleotides long. NCBI's taxonomy places the organism in Eukaryota, Dinophyceae, Suessiales, Symbiodiniaceae. The record is from the annotation of a GenBank genome assembly.